AUGGGCGGACCCAUCCCGGCCACGCUCUCCCGCUUGACGAACCUCGUUUACUUAGACCUCUCGCGCAACCGCUUUUCAGGUCCCAUUCCCGGGUUUAUCCUUGGCGGGACGAUCAAGAAGUUGGACACGUUGGAUCUUUCCGCCAAUCGGCUCACAGGAAGCAUUCCCGGGGGAACGCUUGGCGCGCUUUCCGUUCUGAAGACUCUCGGCGUCACGGACAACCGGCUGACCGGUAGCAUUCCGGCGGAGAUCGGCAAUCUGAAAGGGCUGACGUACCUGAUGAUUCAGAAUAACCGGCUGGAAGGGCCGCUGCCGUCAACUCUAACGGCGUGUACCAGUCUGGUGAGGCUGACGGCUGGUUUCAACCGAUUGGGGCAUCCCCUUCCCGUGAGCACACUUCUGCGACUCCCGAAACUGGAGGGUCUUUUGCUCAAGCGUAACAGCUUCGUCGUUACUUCGCUAGCACCUCUCGCGAACCACCCGAAGCUGAGAGACAUCGACCUGAGCCAAAACAAGGUCUCUCGGCGAAUCCUCGCAACCCUCGGGCAGAUGAAAAACAUCCAGAGCCUGAAUCUGGCGGGAAACAAGCUGACAGGACCCGUUCCCGCGUUUCUACUAGCCAAUCAGCCGAAGCUGUACGGACUCGAUCUGUCAUUCAACCGGCUUUCAGGGAGCUUCCCGUGGGCUGCGGUAGCAGGCGCGCCAGAACUAGCAUGGUUGAAUAUCCAGAACAACAUUCUAUCAGGCGGAAUUCCAGGGAAUCCGUUCAAGGGUCUCCACAUGCAGGUUCUGAACAUGUCGAAUAAUUUCUUCGCGGGAGGUUUGCCUAAUUUUGGUACGCCGGAAGGGGAAUACAAUCUGGACCUGCGUGAUAAUUUCUUCUCGGGCAGAUCGGAAAUUCAGGCGUGGGGCAAGCGAGUCUGCCCGAUCGAAGGGCAGACGGAAAAGCCUGGGGAUGACUCAACGGUGUACCUUACUGUAGCUCGUAACUGCCUUUCGCAAGUGCCUGGUUGCAAGGUUACUUCGCAACGCAGACCUGCUUCGUGCGCGGCUUUCUGCGGUGCAAAUGGCAAAUCCGGACCAUGUGGGGGGCAUGGCACUUGUCGACCAACGCCAGUGGGUGGGAAGGUGCGCUGGCGUUUUUCGUGUGUGUGCGACAAGGGUUACGCUUUGAAGGCGGGAGAUGCGUUCGUAUGUGCGUGA
Closterium sp. Yama58-4 is the source of this 1203-nucleotide messenger RNA. The record is from the annotation of a GenBank genome assembly. Lineage: Eukaryota; Viridiplantae; Streptophyta; Zygnematophyceae; Desmidiales; Closteriaceae.